AUGAAGGAUCUUGCUAUUCUGCGGGAGAGGAAAACGCUCGCCAAUGGCAAGGAUAUGCCUGCGAUGCAGCUCGGGCUGUAUACAAUGACCCGCCCAGAGGUAGCGCGCAUUGUGCCACUCGCUUUGCAAAAGGGUUACCGGGGAUUCGACAGCGCGCAAAUGUACGACAAUGAGGGUGUGGCCGGUAGAGCGAUUAUCAAGUUUCUCUCGUCGCCCAAGAACACGGCUGAGCUGACACGUGAGGAUAUCUUCUACACGACGAAGUUGACUGAGAACUCGGAGAAUUACCACCAAGUACGCGACUCCAUCAGCCGGUCACUGGCACGGUGCAAUCUGGGGUACAUCGAUCUGGUGCUGCUGCACAGCCCGUACGGCGGCAAAAAGGCACGGCUUGUAAGCUGGCGAGCCGUGGAGGACGCCAUAUUGGCGGGACAGGUACGGAUGGGUGGCGUGAGUAACUUUGGGGCGCAUCAUAUUGAGGAGCUCAUGGCGUCGAAUCCACGCGUAAAGCCCGUCGUCAACCAAAUCGAAGUCCAUCCGUUUAAUACGCAGGCGCAUAUUCGACAAGUCAGCUUAAAAUACGAGUUGAAAGUUCAAGCAUACGCGUCCAUGGUACGAGGCAUGCGUAUGCGGCAUCCCAAGAUUGUCGAGCUGGCCAAUAAGAAUCACUGCACACCGGCACAGCUCUUGCUCAAAUGGGGCGUAGCGCAGGACAUGAUUGUGCUGCCCAAAACAAUACACCCAGAACGGCUGGAGGAGAAUGCGGACAUAAGCGGCGUGCAUAUUUCCGAUCUCGACAUGGACGAGCUGAAUGCACUGGAUGAGAUGCUUGUAACGGAUUGGGAUCCUACAACUUGUGAUUGA
Molecule: messenger RNA, 864 nt
Organism: [Torrubiella] hemipterigena
Lineage: Eukaryota; Fungi; Ascomycota; Sordariomycetes; Hypocreales; Clavicipitaceae
Source: the annotation of a GenBank genome assembly